UCCGGUUUGAGUUCAGAGUUGCGACGUUUAUACGGUGACAAAUAUAUAAGCCCUUUACCGCUACACACUUCUUCAUUUCAGCAUAUUUCUUCCUGAUCUCGAGUAAAAUUCACAGAUCAUCAGCGAAAGUAAUUAAUUCAGUACUACAAAGAUGGUUUGAAAACUACCAAAAGUAUAAUCAUAGCAAAAUUGAAGAGGUUGCGAAAGAAUUGGGUUUGAUGUACAAGAAUGUGAAGUACUUCACCUUCACUUCAAAGACACCUGUUCGCCUCGGCACGAUAUAGAAGAGAAAACCAAGCGCAUACAACAUAUUUAUUAAAGAUAAAAUAAAACCAUGAAAGGUAAACCUCUCCUGGUGAACAAUUUCGGACUUGGGCCAAGGAGUGGAAUGCCCUUUCUGCCACGGCCAAAAAAGGCUACCAAGAUAAAAGGGAACUAUUGGACGUACGACCAACGAAUGAAAGGGAGAGGAUGGCCAGGGUAGAAUUUCUUUGGAGAAAAUUGGAUGAAGCUUGUCAAGAACUGGGGACUUACGGAACGGAUGUCUUCCUCCUUAGUUGAGGCGUGAAGUCGGGGAAAGAUGUGGCCCUGGGCAAUGGGAAAGGAAAAGUCUUCCUGGGAAAGUGCCCCAGUAAUGUGACAAAUUUCCGUCUCCACUGUAGAUCUGAUGUAUUGUAUAAUAAUAUAAUAAUGUGACGCAUUUAUAUAGCGCUCCUCAGUAACGUAACUGUUAAAGCGCUGUGGGAUAUCAAAUUAUUACGCCGGUCUCCACAGAAAUCAAUCAGGGGUUUCAAGGAGCAACCAGAAGGCACCCACUUGAACUUGACCAGUCGGGGAACCAAGGAGUGACUGCAGUUGGAACCAGCACUUUGGGUGAAUCUGAAGACCUUGAAAAGAAGGUUCGAGAGGCCCUUAAUAUUGCUUAUUGCGCUUCCACUGGUAGGGCUCGUUUCCCUUUAAAACAGCGAUCAUCACAAAUGGAUGGUCACUGUUCAUGGCUUACCCGAUGGACUGCAAAUACCACGCUCUAUGGGGAGCAUGGGGAAGGCAAAGAUGGCAGAACUCCUGGCAGUGAUUCCGAAUUUAAAAAUUGUAUUAAACAUUGCAUCAAGCACCCUACCUGAACAACCACAUUAUGCUGCUGAAGAAAUGUCAUCCGACACCUCUAGUAUGCCACAGGUAUUGGUGAUGGAUGAUGAAGACACCCUCAGCUUAGAUGAAGAAGGAUCUCUACCAUUGACCAACACCAGUGAAGUUCAACCCAGUGGCAGUGCUACAGCCAUGCUCAAUUACCUUGCGGGAGGUGGGCUUGGAGUUGCUCCAGUUUUACCCUUGCCUAUGCCACGACCAGCAGUAUUUUCAAAGAAAUCUUCCAUUCGAGAUAACAAGGGCAGUGCGUUCAAGAAGUCGGUGAACCCAAGAGUCAGCAGGGAGGAGGAAUUGGGAGUUCGGAUGAAGAACACAAAAUCCAGGGUUGGCAUGAGAAAGAAGAAGUCAGCGAAACUGGAUGCAGACGAGCAAUUAAGCGAAGAUGUAGCCAAACUUGCAUCUUCGAACCAAGGUAUAGUCGAGAAGAUCUAAAAGCACCGAAAAAAUAAGGGUGUUCUCGAAUAUCGAGUGAAGUGGGUUGGCUACGACGGUCCACAAGAUGAUACAUGGGAACCACUCCGUCACCUCACGAGUGAACACUCACAAGCCAUGCUGAGAGAUUAUCGGACGUCUUCAAGUGCCAAAUAAGCCAGUAUACAUGCAGACAUGACGAGUUG
This is a messenger RNA of Lineus longissimus, 1766 nucleotides long. RefSeq lists its product as uncharacterized. Bases 982 to 1581 code for a protein of 199 amino acids. Lineage: Eukaryota; Metazoa; Nemertea; Pilidiophora; Heteronemertea; Lineidae. The record is from RefSeq and is a predicted model, not a curated record. The transcript has 13 exons.